AUGGCAUCGCCCCCUUCAACCACCGAACGCCUGGUGGAACAGCUCUGUAGAGAUAUGCCACGGAACAACGAACCACGAACUGGGAAAAGGUCCGAAGUUCAUGGUUCAAUGUUCCAUGGAAUGCUACGAACCAUGAAUAAUAUGGUUCAGGCAAUACCCAAAAACAGUUUCACAAAAAGAUAUGUUCAUGUUAGAGUUCUGAACUGGCUGAGAUGCACUACUGAAAUGGCUAACACAACAAAUUCACUGGAUUAUGUUUGGUCGUACGAAUAUUACAUGGGCUAUCUCGAUUUACCCUCAGUUGAUGCAACAAAGCUGAAGGCGCACAGAUAUUCAAUUGUUAUAGCCUUUUGGAUUGGACUUGCUGCUUUUGUGGCAUUUCUCUUCUUUAUUUUGUUCUGCAUCUCUCAGACUGGUUAUACAUCAAUAAAGAAUGGAAGACCACACAAAACAUUUCCAUGGAAUUAUUCAAAAAAUAAACAUCAAGAUGUGGUUACUAACCAUGCUGGACGAACCCUUACAGAAAACCAAGUGGAAGAAACAGAAGAUUCAAGUUUAAGUCGUGUACAGAAAUAG
Messenger RNA from Eublepharis macularius, 576 nucleotides. RefSeq names its product melanocortin 2 receptor accessory protein (gene MRAP). Gene Ontology annotation, cellular component: plasma membrane; endoplasmic reticulum. NCBI's taxonomy places the organism in Eukaryota, Metazoa, Chordata, Lepidosauria, Squamata, Eublepharidae. Gene Ontology annotation, biological process: protein localization to plasma membrane; regulation of adenylate cyclase-activating G protein-coupled receptor signaling pathway. The transcript has 4 exons. The record is from RefSeq and is a predicted model, not a curated record. The coding region runs from base 1 to 576 and encodes 191 amino acids. Gene Ontology annotation, molecular function: type 4 melanocortin receptor binding; type 3 melanocortin receptor binding; type 1 melanocortin receptor binding.